UUCAUUUUGAUUCCUCAACAAACUACAAACUGUGAAUCAAAACAUUUAUUUCCCUAAAACACCCCCAAAGGUUUCCCAGUACUUCUUCAAUCCCUUUCUAGUUUCCACAAAGUAUUUCAAAUGGAUGUCUUUAUAUCGGAAGAGUAUGUCAACCGCCGGAGAAUGGAGAAAAAAGCUGCCGCCGUUGCCGGAAAGGGCAUGAGGUUAGGCUCUGCUUCAAGCAAGAGACCAGAGAAGAGAAAUAGUUAUCCUUGUAUGUCGGAAUCUCCGCCGGAUAAUGAGUUCCGGGUCUCCGGCGGGGGUGUUUAUGAGAGUUUUGUGUUCCACUGCUUCUCGCCGUAAAAAACAAAGCGUUUGUGUUUAGCGAUCAAAAUGCAUGCGCAGUAGUGUAUGCAUGGGCUUUUAUAUAUUAGUUGUGGCUAAAGGGUUUUCAACAUUUACUUAAAAAAUAAUUUUUCUUAACAUUGUGUUCUUAUUCACACAUCACAACUCUUUGGUAAACAUGAAAUCUGAAUGA
This is a messenger RNA of Arabidopsis lyrata subsp. lyrata, 517 nucleotides long. RefSeq lists its product as uncharacterized. The transcript has a single exon. Bases 121 to 342 code for a protein of 73 amino acids. Lineage: Eukaryota; Viridiplantae; Streptophyta; Magnoliopsida; Brassicales; Brassicaceae. The record is from RefSeq and is a predicted model, not a curated record.